Bemisia tabaci is the source of this 6291-nucleotide messenger RNA. RefSeq lists its product as uncharacterized. The record is from RefSeq and is a predicted model, not a curated record. NCBI's taxonomy places the organism in Eukaryota, Metazoa, Arthropoda, Insecta, Hemiptera, Aleyrodidae. Gene Ontology annotation, biological process: regulation of transcription by RNA polymerase II. Gene Ontology annotation, molecular function: RNA polymerase II cis-regulatory region sequence-specific DNA binding; DNA-binding transcription factor activity, RNA polymerase II-specific.
AACAAUCGAGCUGGACACAGUUCGCUCGGGUACCCAGUCCAAGUCAGGAAUAGCUGCCUCGCGCUGCGCGCCGUGCCCUUUUUCUCCCGCACGUAGUGUUUUUCGAUUGAAUUUUGUUUGUUUUUCCUUUUUUUAAACAUUUUUUGGUGACGAUUCUUACGACUUUUGCCGUGUGCUUCGGUGGUUUCUCUGCGUUCUGAACUGUAAAAUACUCUUUAAACUGGUGUGGUGUGAGUGAACAUUCUCUCCGCGUUUUCAAAUCCACGUGUCGGGCACUUUUUCCGUGAGAGUUUUCGCGAUCGGGUUGAAUGUAUUCCAGAGUUGGUGGUGUGUUUUUGGCCGGUAUUUUCACGGGAGGAAAACACGGUGUCGCGUGAAUCUGUGGCGUGUUUUGGACUAUGGAGGCGUGUGUUAUUUUAAGGCCCCAUUCCAUUGACGAAGAUCAAAUUGUUCCGGAUUGCGCUGCUGAGUUUAAUCUGUCAUCUUCCGUUAACGGCAGUUGUUCCGAUAUUGAUUCCUGGUUACAAAUGCAGACUGGUGAGCUGGAUGCAUACCUGUGCAAGCAGGAGUUCGAGCGGCUACAGAAACUAGAGGAGGAAUCAGCGAACUCGAGUAAUGACUUCGAUGUCAACAAACCCCGCAGAGAAUCCGCCUCCCAGAUCGACGAAUUUUUCGACGCACCUUCCGCACACCGGAACCUUCAUCAACUCAGUUACAUCUCAACGCGGAACAUGCAUUCUUUAAACCCCGAAGACGACGUCUUUUUAAAGCCUCCCUUAUGGGAGGACAUCACCUCAAGCAUACAAAAAUUAGACCCGGUGAACGCGGACAUGUUAGGCUCGUUAAGCAUCAAAAUGGAGCCAGCAGACGAGGUCACAUGUAACAACAAUAACAACAACCAUAGUAACCAUAAUAACAAUAACUCUAGUUUCUCGAAUAGCUCGAGUAGUAUAAAGGAAAGCAAUAGGAGUAGUAGUAGCAAUAGUAGUACGAAUUCGAGUGCGAAUUUCCCAUCUCACGUAGAAAUAACUAGUGCCAGUAUUAAGUCAGAAAAGUUACCGAUCCCAGAUCAAACCCCGCCAACCUCCUCAUCUCUAUACUUGUUAGCGCCGCAUCAGAUAGGCUAUCAACACCACCAAAGUAGUCACUAUCACCACCACCCACAAACGAAUUACAAGCUCUAUUCGAGUGCCUUGCCCCGGAUGGUCUACGCGCCUCCGCCCACGCCCCCCUCGUCGGACCCCGGAUCUCCAAGUAGUAACCUACCCCGAAGAACGCCACCCCCGCCGUACCCGCUUCCCUCGUCGAUCGUGCCCAGCGCCACCGUCGUCGCUACAGCUAGGACCACGCCAAAGUACAAUAGGAGGAACAACCCCGAGUUGGAGAAAAGGCGCAUUCACCACUGUGAUUUCAUUGGAUGCAGUAAAGUCUAUACCAAAAGUUCUCAUCUGAAGGCACACCAACGAAUACAUACAGGAGAAAAACCUUAUCGAUGCCAGUGGCCAGAGUGCGAGUGGCGAUUUGCCAGAUCAGAUGAAUUAACUCGUCACUACAGGAAGCACACAGGGGCGAAACCGUUCAAGUGCGCCAUUUGCGAGCGCUCUUUUGCCCGCUCUGAUCAUCUUGCGCUCCACAUGAAGAGGCACCUACCCAAACAGCCCAAGUGAUCCACGGCUUGAAUAUUUCUCCUCAUUCUACCUGGUUCUAAUCAACAAAUUAUCUGGGAGAAACCCCGUUUUUAUAAUUUCAAUGUAACUCAAUUCUAAGACGAGAAACGCUAUACAAACAUUUACAAAAGCACUAUUCUUCGAAAUAAUUUUUUUUAGCAGAUACAGAUGGAUGACUUUUCCAAGGUACACCCUUAAAAAUAUCGGAGUGAAAUUCGGUGUAUAUCUCAUUCCGGAAUUUAUACAGCGCUUGAAGAGCUAAGCGUUACAAAUGGAAGGUGAUAUUUGCUUCGUAAGAGCGUGAAAUAGCAGUGAAAUUUUACAUAAAUUCAUGUCCUACAGAAAGAUUUGGUAAAUGAGAUACAUGUACUAUACAAGAAAACUAAAUUAGUACAAAAUGAUUUGUUUGUAUCAAUAUAUUAUAUGUGUAAAAACAUCAUUACGAAGACACCAAUUGUUGAAAGGUAACCCGAAGCUGCAGAGCAUAAUCAUUAAUUAAAAGAUAUUAUUUACAUUUGAGAAAAGAGGGACCCUCGCAGCCAUCAUUUUCCUUCACAACGCCGCACAAGCUGCUAACCCCUGGAAAAUUAAAAAGAGGGAAAGUAAAUUAAUGUCAGAAACUUUUGAGUUUGCAUAUUUUGAUCAAUCGUAUCUGAAGGAAACUGUAGGCAAAUUGUUUUGACAGACAAAAUAGGCUGAUUGAAUAAUAUUAAAAUUAAAUAGAGCAACGUGAUCUCAAUUAAUUGGAAGCUAACAAAAUGGGUACUGCAAAUUGUUAUCCAGAAGAUGAUAAUAGGUGAAUUUUAAGAGUGAUCAUUUCGAGCAAAGCAAUUUGCUGAAAAGUGACAGUAGAGUUCUCAUUGUAAAAAAAUCCUCGUGAAAUCUUGUAGACAAUAAGUACUAGAUUUCUGGCACCGUUAAUCCUGGAUCCGUUUACGGUUAGUAGCAGCGUGAUGGGUACAACUAGAAAUCUAGUACUAGCUGCUAGAUUUCUUGGGGAUUCAGUAUGAUUAGGAAUCUGGUAACCUCUCACGUUAUUUUUCCAUCUUUGUACCGUCAAUAUAAAUGAAAAAGUCCAGUCUUGAAUUGUAACAACAUAUUAAUUAAAAAUCAAAAUUUAAGUUUAGAAUUAAUGUAAGUCGUUGCUUUGUUUUUGAUCUAUGAUCGAUGCAUUGUUUUCUUUAUUUUUUAUGUAUACAUGCCCUUAUUCAUUUAAUGGGCUAAAGUUUUUAGGUAAAAGUUUUCUUUUUCCAGAGUGCCAUCACUUGCUGUUUCUUGAAUCAAAGUUUUAUUUUGUUUUAAAUACGCCUCGAUGCGCUACUUUGACCUUUUAAAUAACCAGUGAGAAUCAAACAAAACAUUGAAACAUGUUUUGAAACCCGUGAGACAUACCGUGCCAUUAAAUAGUGUCAAUAUUAUUGUUGUUUUUAUUGUUGAUCUCCUAAAAUUAAUCAGGAUGAUUAUUAAAAUAACUUUUAGUUGAAGUUUUGUUGUAUUUCAUAAAAUUUAAAAAGUGCCUGUUUAUUGCUAAAACGCUCUACUUCUGUGCAAAAUUACUUUUAUUACUGUUUCGAUAGAGCUCUUUCAAGCAUUUCAUAAUAUUUUAUGAUUAAGAUAAAUCAAGAAAAGGGAAAUAUGAAAGUCAUACAUUCAACCCCCUUGAAUUGAAAGAGAAUGAAUAAGUUCCUCUUAUUGGAAUUGGCCUUUUAUGCUGAACUUUUCUCCGUCUUUAAAAUUCAUUCCGGUUCUAUUAAACCGAGCACAGUACCUUCACCUUUGCAGUAAAUUCACAUCCUUCUCUUUAGCUCAUAUAUAAGAUUAUUUCAACUCAUUAAAAACAGUUUUAUGUAGAAUUAACGCUGGGACGAUGGACUCUGCUACGGACGUGUCCCAACUGACGAGAGUGAAAAAAAUAUGAAAGGGCAGGUAUAUAUUAUGUAAUGCUUGAAUGAGCCUGAAAAUGUUGCUGCUCCAAGUCUCUGUAUACAGCAUUGCUUAUAUUUUUUCCUACCGAUGUCUUAAGUGGAGAAAAACGUAUCAAAAUUGAAACAUCUUCUCUCCGCGUAAUUCGCAUCAAUCGAGAAAAUCGAUCAACAUCACUCAAUGAAACUCUGUUGAUUUAUUUCGUAUUAAAAAUGUCCUCAAAUAACUGUCGGUAAUUUUGUAGGUUGAUUGUAUUCCAAAAUGCCCAUGUACUGUUCAGUAAAAAGUUUUGAAACUACUUGCGGCUCUUUUUUCCGACUUACGACAUCGACCUAUGCAAGCAUAACGAUAUUUCGGAGGUUGUAAUAUAAAUGUAAAUAUUGAUCCCUUAUGUUUCUGGAUUCGAUGGUUGAAGUUUAUUGAUAUUUGAAGCUGUAUACAUGUGUCCAGUUUAUUUACUCUUGACCAGGAAAAAUUGCGUCUCAUUGAGAUCUUUUGAGCCAGAGAAUCUACAAAUUUUUGUUACAUACGUGUAUAAUAUUUAAUUUUAAAUAUUUAUUUUCAGCAUAGCUGAAGAGUAUUGUACUUAUUCUCAGAUUGAUUGUUGAGUUUCAGAUUUCUUUAUUUUAUCCAUGUUUCUCAUUUUAAAACCUAACAUAGUAAUACAAAAUCUGUAAAUUCAAAAAAUUGUAUAUUUGUGUACGUAUAUAUUACCAACUUUAAUGUAAAUCUGUCAUAAUUCAAGAGGAGGUCUGAAUAAUUAACGAAUCUAAAAAAGCAAUAAUGACGCAAAAUGAAUACUCGGUCAUUGAGAGCCUUCCAAUUAAAGGUGCUGGUUUUCAUGAAAAAAGAAACAUUUAAUACAUUUAAAAUGGCCCACCUGAGUAACCUUUUCCUUCGUUGAUAAAAGUUUUCAUCAAAAGAGAUUUUAUCUCAUAAGAAUCAAUAUUUGGUUUUAGAUUUGAAAAAUUCAUUUAUAUUGAAAGAUCCAGUAAAAACCACAUUAAGUGGCGUUUUUGGUUUCUAUAAAAAAAGUUGAAAGUUGAAAAGCUACAUAGAGUUUAAUGGACUGAAAAAAAAAAAUUAUUCGCACUCUUCUCCUUUCAAAAAAGCACUAUUCUUUUAACUUUACGAAACAUUUUUCACACUUCAAUUUUCCCAAAAAUGCCGCUUGACAUAUUUAUCAAGUGGGCCUUUGAAUCGAUUAUCUUAAGUAGAAGUCAUUAAACAAUAAUAGACUUCUUCUUGAGGAAUCAGUAUUCGGGGGACUUAAAACACUUCAUGUCUACGUCAUAUGCACUCAAAAUAUAAGGGUCUGAACACACACAAGAAGCCCCUCCCCUUCCUUUAUUUUCACAUGGACGACGGACGUGACGCAAAAUCUUUAUCAGGGAAAGAUUCAUAAAUUAGCCACAGAGAGGGAACAUAUUGGACUUUUUUGGCCAGUAGGCAUAACACCAAGACUCUAUAAUAGAGAUUAGAUAAUUUUAUGUCCAUAAUCAGACUUUAUAUCAAUUUUCACCUUGACGCCUUUCCAGAUUGGUAAAGGGCGUUUCUGAGCCAAAAAUAAGCAAAAUAUGAUAAUUUUUCCAAGAGUUUUAUUUUUAGGAUACGUGCCUUAUUAUUAAAUUCUGUUCGAACUGUAUUGUUAACUUCCUCACUUUCUAACGUCUUCCAUAAAUGUGAAUCCAAAUAAUAAUAAGAUAUUUGCAACAAUAUUUUUUUAUAUUCAUACAGUGUAUAGAACCAAAACAUUUCAGCUAUGUACUUACUUCAUAAGUUUAUUUUUAUAGUUCCUUCAAAACGAAAGAAAAAUCUCUUUACAACUUUAAUGUCUCUUUAGAUGUAACAAGAGGAACGCCACUAUUUGCUUUCUGAUUUCUUUCUAGGGUUAUUAUCGCAGACAAAAAUAUUCUUUUAAACAUAAUUGAAAAAAUGAGUCAUUUCCUUUUCCUGGAACCGGUAAAAAGGUAGAAUAGUUCUGCCUUGAAAUCUAACAUCAAAUUCAAACAUUGUGGAUGGUGCAGUAUUUUACUACCAACAACGAAUGUCUCAGAAAUGUAAAGUUCCUCAUUGCCCGGUAUAUAAUCUGCUCCGGUUUUCGUCCGUACAGGUAUUUCAACAUAUAGAAGGUAAAACUGAGUAAGAGGGGGGAUAGUUACCCUGUGUAGCCUGUCAAAAUUCCGAGAUGAAAUGCACGCCGUUUGAUGUUAGCAUUUAUGAGUCAAAGUCACAGCUAUCCGACUAUGGUACCUGACCUGUUUAUCGUCAGAGGAAAACUUCAUCGGCAAUUUUCCGAAGUUGACAAUUCCAGGCGGGGAAAAAAAUUAACAUCACCUGUGACUAUCCUCUAAUUUUUUUCGAGUAGAGGAUGAUUACUGGUAGCAAUUUUUAUUUUUUACUCUCAUUGUGUUCCUUAGGACUUGGAACAGUUCUAUGAAUUUCCCCCACUAGACUUUUAAGAUACUAGUAAUCACCAAUAGGAAUCGCUAGUUUUGACUAGCAAAACGUCCAUCGAUAGGUUUAGUAAAAGUUUUAUUGUUUCUCAUUCUAUGUGUGUUUUUUUUUUUUUUGUAUUUUUGUACCAAAAAUUACUAAACUAAAUCUCAGUAUUAAAUUAUUCCUUCAGAAAACUCACUAUACUCUUCGUGUGGAAAAUAAAGUAGAAGCAUUUCAGCAGAAAAAAAGAAAGAAAGAAAAA